GUAUGUCGUCGUUGGUUUAAUAAGAAUAUCCAAUGCGAGUAUGCUUAUGGAAGGAAACUUGUAGCUUUUAUAAAAUAGAUAAUAUUAAGGCUACUAGUAGUAGUAUUAUAAGUCGUUGUUUUCAGCAAACGCGUGUAGCCACCUCACACUCAUGGGUUACAACUCUGUCAGAGAAGGAAGUGAUAGGAGAACCAACUGAGCUUAAAGUAGGUGAAGACUCUAAACUUGUCAGAGAUGUGGAAGACAGUUGGUCAUCCGUCAACGCUUCGUCGUUGGCCUUCCCUUCUAGAAAGAACGGGACUCAAUUAACUAAAAGGCAAAAGGCACCGCACUUGAAAGAAAAGAGCGCCACUGGGCGAUUUCUGAUUUUCUCAAUUUCUUCUUCAAACGAUGGAAUAUAUAACUCUCGUAAUUAUUCUACCGGAAAGCCGGUUUUACAAAAGUUUCACGUAGGAACAGUGUCAGAACAAAGUAGUCUUCGGGAAGUUCUUCACGACGAUAUGUUUGAAGAAGAAGAGGAAGAAGAGGAAGACCAUUUAUAUGGUCCAGAUGCAGACUUAGAACUCCCUUAUUUGCAAUCAAAGUACUAUUCGACUGAAAACUACUUGGCAAACGCUACCAUAGUUAAUGAGGCCUUGGAGAAUCCGUAUGAGAUAUUCGAAGAACAGUGGAAUCAUACUGUUGAAAGUGGGAACCAACCGGAAGCUGCACUUUCGGAUUUAUUUCAACUUUCGUUGUUUCGUGAAUACCAACUGAAUGAUUCGUCAUCUUUUUCUGUUCGAACGAGACCUUCUGGAGCAGUCGUUCGUGUUAGAAAGAGGCAAGUAGAGGAUCCAAAGUAUGCAGAAGAAUUAAGAUUGGAAUUUGCUUGCCUUCAAGAGUCAUUAGAUCGAUUUAGAAAUUUGUUAGAAACAGCUGUGAAACGUGGAGAUAUUGGUUGGUUAAGCCCAGCUCAGAGACUUAUUUUGAGUUGGUUAAGUCCUUUAGCUUUUGCCAUCAAGAGAGAACAACAACGUUUGAAGGUCAAAAUAUCAUUGACCAAAGAUGAAUCUCACUUACUGAGAUUGGAACCUGCCAAACUUGCCCUUAUAACGAUCCAAGAAACACUUCGUUUGACUGUUCCUAGAAAAGAGGGUUACCCGUAUUUAAGUCUGUGUCUUGAAGUAGGAAAGGCAGUUCAAACUCAAUGUAACGCAGAAGAACUAGAAAGACUAAGAAAGAAGUUACAAUAUGAACAAGUGCAUCAAGAAACUAUGGAAAACAAACAAGUCGAUAAUACGAAUACGACGUUGACAGAGUCUUCAGAAUCAAAGGAAAGUUCCAACUCUUUUAGAAUUCGAUUGCAUCAACUGAAAAAGUUAUUGAAAAGAAAUGAGAAUGAUAAGAAUGGUCAUCGUCCUUAUAUCAAUUUAUUUGCGUAUCGAUUGACUGGAAAUGCGGCAUUUUGGGAUAAGUUAACUACUCUUCGAGUAGGUAGUUAUUUAGUUGACAUGUUAUUGAAGAAUGCUCCCACCCAACAAGUUUUGGUUCGUACAAAGGCUUCCUCAGAUUCUCAGUUUGUUUCUGCAUUUUGGCACAAGACUGUAAGAGGUAAUGGAAAUAAGCUACAAGGUUUGGUUGGAUGCAGAGAUAUUGUUUAUGAUAUACUUUCUCGAGAUCUUUCCAACCCUUUUUUGAAUCCUCUACCAAGAUUGAGGCCUAUGGUAGUAGUUCCUAAACCAUGGACGGGUCCCAAAACAGGUGGUUAUUUAAGAAUUCGUUCUGAUUUGAUGCGAUGUGAGCAUUCGCAUAGAAGUCAAUGGAAUGCUUUGAGAACAGCCAAUUUAUCGAAAGUGUAUGAAGGACUCAAUGCUUUGGGAGCAACUCCUUGGAAAGUGAAUACUAAGAUACUUGAAGUUGCAGAAGAACUUUGGAGAAGAGGAGGUGGUAUAGCCGGUUUAGUGAAUAGAGAGAGAAUUGAUGUUCCAAAGAUCAACUUUAAUGACUUUCGUUUGCUUCCUCGGAACGAAAUGACACAAAUACGUGGUGAAAUAAGAGAAGCGAAGAAGGCGGUGGCUGAGAGACACGCGUUGACAUGUCAAACGGAAAUCAUUCUUCAGGAAGCAAGAGAGUUUGCUAAAUACGAUGUUUUUUAUUUACCACAUAAUAUGGAUUUUCGAGGUCGUGCCUAUCCCAUUCCUUCUACUUUGCAUCAUAUGUCUUCCGAUUUACAUCGUGGUUUGCUUAUGUUUGCAUCACCUGGAAAGCCUUUAGGGGAAAGAGGUGUAUAUUGGUUAAAGGUUCACAUAGCCAAUUUGGCUGGACAAGACAAGGCAACUUUUGAAGAUAGAGUACGUUGGACGGAGAAUCAUUCUCUUGAAAUCAUUCAAGUUGCCCAAGACCCACUUGAUCCGAACAACUUGGAAUGGUGGAGUACUCGAGAAGAUCCAUUUCAAUUUCUGGCUGCUUGUGUAGAAUUUGCAAAUGCAGCAAGUCAAGGCAAUUCGAUGUCCCAUUACUGUUCCUCAGUUCCUAUUCAAAUGGACGGUUCUUGUAAUGGAUUGCAACAUUAUGCUGCAUUGGCAAGAGAUUGUGAAGGUGCAUUCAAGGUAAAUCUAUUACCUUGUGAUAAGCCACAAGAUGUGUAUUCUGCUGUAUGUGAUCGCGUACGUGUGAUGGUAGAGAAGGAUGCAGAAAGAGGAUUGGAAGAAGCUAAAUUGGCAUUAAAAUGCUUAUCAAGAAAAGUUGUGAAGCAAACAGUGAUGACUUCCGUAUAUGGAGUAACUCUUAUAGGAGCUCGCUUGCAAAUUGAGAACCGUCUUAGAGAAGCAAAGUUGAUAGAGAAGGAAUGGAUAUUCAAAGUUAGUUCUUAUCUUGCAAGUCGUACUUUGGAAAGUAUUGGAAACUUGUUUGAAGUUGCUGAUAGGACCAUGGAAUGGCUUUCAGAAUGUGCACAAAAGAUAGCUCAUACCAAACAAGCUGUUAGUUGGAUUACUCCUCUAGGACUUCCCAUUUAUCAACCUUAUAGGAGCAAAGUCAGAUUAGAUGUGAAGACAGCCAUGCAAAUAGUUUCUAUGCAAUUAUACGAUGAAAGUCUUCCUAUAGAAAAGAGGAAACAAAUGACGGCUUUUCCUCCCAAUUAUAUUCAUUCGUUAGAUUCCAGUCAUAUGUUGAUGACUGCUUCAGCUUGUGUGAAGGAAGGAAUGUAUUUUGCAGCUGUUCAUGAUUCCUUUUGGACAAGUGCUGCUGAUGUCGAUCGUAUGAAUCGGAUUCUACGAGAAACUUUUGUUGGGCUUCACUCGAAUAAUUUAUUAUGGCAGCUUUAUGAAUACUUUCGAAGUCGUUAUCCUCAAGUAGACUUUCGUCCACCUCCAGAAAGAGGAACUUUAGAUAUUCAAAGUGUUCUGGAUGCGCCUUUCUUUUUUGACUAAAGGCUGUUUGUACAAAACUUGAGAUGUAUCGAGACUAGGAAUAUAAAAAGUAGUGAGAAUUUUCUAUCAGAACUGGAAUGCACUUUUG
This is a messenger RNA of Galdieria sulphuraria, 3498 nucleotides long. RefSeq names its product DNA-directed RNA polymerase, mitochondrial. The record is from RefSeq and is a predicted model, not a curated record. NCBI's taxonomy places the organism in Eukaryota, Rhodophyta, Bangiophyceae, Galdieriales, Galdieriaceae. The transcript has 2 exons. The coding region runs from base 33 to 3410 and encodes 1125 amino acids. Gene Ontology annotation, biological process: mitochondrial transcription. Gene Ontology annotation, molecular function: DNA binding; DNA-directed RNA polymerase activity. Gene Ontology annotation, cellular component: mitochondrial DNA-directed RNA polymerase complex.